UUUUAUUUAAUUGCGUUUGAGAGGAAGACCAGUUUGUGACUCUAAUCCUGAGGUUGAAAUUAUCUGUAAGAAGCGCAGAAGCACAGGAUCAGUUUAAUGUAGAAGACGGAUAAAGAUUUAGUGUGAAAUCACAAGAGCAGACGCCCCUCAGGUGUUUGUGAAUGUGAACUCAUCUCUAUUAGCUGCCAGAAGCUACUGACACACAUAUUUGUUAGAAGAAGUUAGUCCUGUGCUGGGGUCGGUUAUAAAACCAUUACAAUCGGACACUCGUGGUCACAGAAAGAGGCCUGUGGUAUCUGUUCUUUCACAUGCCUGGUGGUAAACGACCAGUUUGCUUCAAUGGAGAACUGCAGUUGCAAAAGGACAAAUUGUAGAGGCCGCCGAUACCUCAGCAUCACCUGGGAGAUAGCCUAGCCUCGCCUAGCUCAGCUCAGGUCAGCACAGCCCUGUUAGCUUGUCUGUGACCACCCCUCCCCCAGGGUUGGGGUCCAUCUUCUCCUCCAUCCCUUACAACAUCCUCUCCCCUCCACUUCUUAACUUUUCCAAGUGAGUUGCCAUGGCAUCAGUGCGCUUCACGGUGACGCCCACCAAGGCGGAGGACCUCCCGGGGCUGUCCGACACAUCCCCUGACAUCAGCUCCCGCUCCGGCGCCCGUGUGCGCUUCGGCUCCAGGGAGAGCGUCAAUCGGAGUGACCCGCUCAGCGAGACGUCGACAACGACUGCCACAGGGGGAGGAGGAGGGAUGGAGACGCCCGACCACAGCAACACAGAGCAAGGUGACGCAAACUCUAAAAUCUCCAGCGUGUACAUCAACAACAGUCACGGGGUGGAUGAUGAUGAUUUCUACGACAGAAACUUGGCCUUAUUUGAGGAGGAGAUGGACACUCGGCCGAAGGUGUCGUCUCUGCUCAGUCGUCUGGCCAACUACACCAACCUGACACAGGGGGCCAAGGAGCACGAGGAGGCUGAGAGCAUCGGAGAGAAGAAGAAACCUGGCAAGUCGCCACAGAUGGGGACGUUCAUGGGGGUGUACCUGCCUUGCCUGCAGAACAUCUUCGGCGUCAUCUUGUUCCUGCGGUUGACCUGGGUGGUGGGGAAUGCCGGGGUGCUGCAGGCGCUCUGUAUUGUCUUCCUAUGCUGUUGCUGUACGAUGUUGACUGCGAUAUCGAUGAGUGCAAUCGCCACGAACGGAGUCGUACCAGCGGGAGGCUCGUACUUCAUGAUCAGUCGCUCUCUGGGUCCGGAGUUUGGGGGGGCGGUGGGCAUUUGUUUCUACCUGGGCACCACCUUUGCUGGAGCCAUGUACAUCCUGGGAGCCAUCGAGAUCCUGCUGAUGUACAUAGCACCCAAGGCGGCCAUUUUUGAGUCCAAGUCCCCCGAAGGCGAAGGGGCAGCCAUGUUGAACAACAUGCGUGUCUACGGCUCCAUCUGUCUCCUCCUGAUGUCCUUGCUGGUCUUUGUGGGCGUUAAGUACGUCAACAAACUAGCCUCCAUUUUCUUGGCCUGUGUCAUUGUCUCCAUCGUCUCCAUCUAUGUCGGAGCGCUGGUCUCCGCCUUCAAACCGCCACAGUUUCCCGUGUGCAUGCUGGGAAACCGAACCAUCAACGGGCAUGAAGUGGUGGACAGCGUGUGUGCAAAGACCGUCCAGCUGCCGGUCAGUGAGCCAGUGGACAGAGAUGACGUCAACUUCACAAUCACCAGUGAAAACAGCACGGCAGGUCCGACCUUUGACCCCAGCCCCAGUCCUGCUCAGGUGGACAACACCACAUAUCUUUGGAAGCAGUUCUGCCAGGGCCCAGAGCUCAACUGUGACGAAUACUUCAUGUCCAACAAUUUUUCGGAGAUUGAAGGGAUCCCCGGUCUGGCAAGUGGGAUCAUUUCAGAGAACGCGUGGAGCUCCUACCUCAGUAAAGGUGACGUGGUGGAGAAAGGCUCCCUCAACUCCUCUCAUUUUGCACAUCCUGCGUCCAACCACCAGCCUUAUGUGUUUGCUGACAUCACCACCUCGUUCACGCUGCUGGUCGGCAUCUUCUUCCCCUCGGUCACAGGGAUAAUGGCUGGCUCCAACCGGUCGGGGGAUCUGAAAGAUGCCCAGCGCUCAAUCCCCAUUGGAACCAUCCUCGCUAUCCUCACCACCUCCAUCGUCUACCUGACCAGUGUCAUCUUGUUCGGAGCCUGCAUCGACGGGGUGGUCCUCAGAGACAAAUUUGGCGACUCAGUGAAAGGAAAUCUCGUGGUGGGGACUCUGGCUUGGCCGACUCCCUGGGUCAUCGUCAUCGGCUCGUUCUUCUCCACGUGUGGCGCGGGCCUGCAGUCACUGACCGGUGCUCCGCGACUCCUGCAGGCCAUCGCCAAGGACAACAUCAUCCCCUUCCUCCGGGUGUUUGGACAUGGGAAGGCUAAUGGGGAGCCAACCUGGGCCCUGCUGCUGACGGGCCUGAUCGCUGAGCUGGGGAUUCUCAUCGCCUCUCUGGACCUGGUGGCACCCAUCCUCACAAUGUUCUUCCUGAUGUGCUAUCUGUUCGUUAACCUGGCCUGUGGCCUGCAGACCCUCCUGAGAACGCCCAACUGGAGACCACGCUUCUCCUACUACCACUGGAGCUUGUCAUUUUUGGGGAUGAUCAUCUGCCUGGGGCUGAUGUUCAUAUCCUCUUGGUACUACGCAAUCAUCGCCAUGGUGAUCGCAGGCAUGAUCUACAAAUAUAUCGAGUAUCAAGGAGCGGAGAAAGAGUGGGGGGAUGGGAUCCGCGGUCUCUCACUCAGUGCUGCCCGUUACGCCCUCCUGAGGCUGGAAGAGGGACCACCACACACCAAGAACUGGAGGCCCCAGCUCUUAGUUUUACUAAAACUGGACGAAGACGCCCACGUGAAGUCUCCUCGCCUGCUGACGUUUGCCAGCCAGCUGAAGGCGGGAAAGGGCCUGACCAUCGUCGGCACCGUCGUCUCUGGAAACUUCCUGCAGAGCUACGGAGAGGCGCUCGCUGCUGAACAGACUCUGAAGCACCUGAUGGACAAGGAGCGUGUGAAGGGCUUCUGUCAGUGCAUCGUGGCCCAGAAGCCCCGUGAAGGCAUCAGCCACAUGAUCCAGUCGAGCGGCCUGGGAGGAAUGAAACCCAACACCGUGGUGAUGGGCUGGCCUCACGCCUGGAGGCAGAGCGAGGACCCGCAGUCCUGGAAAACCUUCAUCAACACAGUGCGGGUGACGACAGCCGGUCACCUGGCCCUGCUGGUGCCCAAAAACAUCUCUCUGUUCCCCAGCAACAGUGAACCGUGCACCGAGGGCUACAUCGACGUCUGGUGGAUUGUCCACGACGGGGGGAUGCUCAUGCUGCUGCCCUUCCUCCUGCGCCAGCACAAGGCGUGGCGUAAAUGUGGGAUGAGAAUCUUCACAGUCGCCCAGAUGGAGGAUAAUUCAAUUCAGAUGAAGAAGGAUCUGGCAACCUUCCUCUAUCACCUACGCAUCGAGGCUGAGGUGGAAGUGGUCGAGAUGCACGACAGUGACAUCAGUGCGUACACGUAUGAACGGACCCUGAUGAUGGAGCAGAGGUCCCAGAUGCUCAGACAGAUGCGACUUUCUAAAUCUGACCGGGAACGAGAGGGAAACCCUGGUAGCAGCAGCAGUAGGCCAGAGGCAGGUGGAGCUGCAAAGUCUCAGGCCCAGCUGGUGAAGGACCGCAACUCCAUGCUGCGUCUGACGAGCAUCGGCUCGGACGACGACGACGACACGGACGGCGGCGAGCGAGACAGGGCGCCGAGUGGCGGUGGCGGCGGAGGUGGUGGAGGCGGCGGCGGCAGCAGCGGAGGAGCCAGCAACUGCGAACACAACCGACGAGUUCAGAUGACGUGGACCAAAGAGAAGACUUUGCACUACAGGGCCGCUCACUCCGGCUGCUCCACGCCCGAGGGAUUCAGAGACAUGCUCAGCAUUAGACCGGACCACUCCAACGUCCGGCGGAUGCACACUGCCGUCAAACUCAACGAGGUCAUCGUCAACAAGUCCCACGACGCCCGACUCGUCCUGCUCAACAUGCCAGGACCCCCGAGGAACACAGAGGGAGACGAGAACUACAUGGAGUUCCUCGAAGUUCUAACGGAAGGACUGGAGCGCGUCCUGUUGGUCAGAGGCGGAGGAAGUGAGGUCAUCACCAUCUACUCCUGAUUGGACAGAAGAGAGGAACCUGGCGUUAAAGAAGCAGACGUGAGCGAAGGGAGACGGAGGGGGGGGGGGGGGGGCC
This is a messenger RNA of Paralichthys olivaceus (Japanese flounder), 4235 nucleotides long. NCBI's taxonomy places the organism in Eukaryota, Metazoa, Chordata, Actinopteri, Pleuronectiformes, Paralichthyidae. The record is from RefSeq and is a predicted model, not a curated record.